GCUACCGCGUCAACGCGACGUUUCUACCAAGAGCUCGGUUCCAUUUUGCCCUCUGGCUACACCAUCUAUUAACUUUUCAGUACCAAUCCGAAUCAACGAUACUACUUGUCGCAUGAUCGCAUGACUGCUGGCGAAUAAUAUAUUAUUUAUCAAUCCCGCGCGCUGAACCCGCGCCAUCCGCUCAUCUCCUCCGUCGCCCAGUGGUUGUCGCGCCCAACGAAUCGCCGCUCUUCUCCGAACGUUAUCGACCAUUGACGAUCCAUUUCAUCAAAAAUGGCCACCGACUACAGCAAGAAGACUAAUGCCGAGCUAGUGGAGAUCCUCAAGUCUCGCUCCUUGCCUCACACUGGUAAGAAGGCGGAGAUGGUUGCCCGCCUCCAGGAGGAUGACAACAGCAAGGCGCAGACUGCAGCGCCAGCAGCAAAAGCCGAUAACGCAGAAGAUGUGAUUGACUGGGAGGACGAUGAUGUGCCUGCCGCAGAUGCUGCUGCAGCGAAGCCGUCAACGGAGGCUGGUGCUACUGCGAUCGCUGCAGGUGGCCAGGGCGCUGUUUCUAACCCGACCGUUGUUCCGAACCAGCAGCAAGACACCAACCCCGCCACUACAAAUGAUCUUAAGGUAGAAUCUAAUGGGGAUGCUGCCCCUACUGUACAAGAGGGAACGGAGGCAGCACCUGCUGAGGCCGCCGAGACGACUGAGGCAGCUCCGGCUGAGGAGAAGCCAGCGCCCGAUUACUCCAUGGGCCUUUCCGUUACCGACAUGGAAGAGGAAUUGAAGAAGCGUAAGGCUCGUGCCGAAAAAUUUGGCAUUACUGAAGACUCGAAGACCGCAAUCGAAGAAGCGGAGAGAAAACUUGAGAGGGCUAAACGGUUUGGUGCUGCUCCUGAGGAACCGGCUGCAACCGGAGUUAGCAAAUUGGACCAGGCACUUCCCAGCGAGAAGGCCCGCAAGAGGGGUCGCGGCGAGAAUGAUCAAGGCAAGCGGGGAGGCAAACGACGGGAUUUCGGUGGGAGGAACAGGAAUCAGAACCAGAACCAGAACCAGAACCAGAACCAGAACCGGCGACGGGGUCAGGGUAACCGUAACCAAGGUCAAAACCAACGCAGCAAUGAGAAGCCUGCCAGCAGCGGCUUGAGUGAGAAGGAUAGGCUCGCUAUGGAGGCUAGGAAGAAGCGAUUUGGGGCUGCUGCGUGAUUAGAUCCAUGUUUCAUUACCACUUCUACUUGUUUUUCUAAACCUGGCGCGAUUUCAUAGGCGUUUUGAGGGAAUCAUUACUGUGGAAUCUUAGUAUAUGCAUUUACCACAUUACACGGAACGUCUAUCUCCCUUG
Messenger RNA from Aspergillus pseudotamarii, 1330 nucleotides. Its product is annotated as SAP domain-containing protein. The record is from RefSeq and is a predicted model, not a curated record. Gene Ontology annotation, cellular component: nucleus. The coding region runs from base 274 to 1194 and encodes 306 amino acids. Gene Ontology annotation, biological process: poly(A)+ mRNA export from nucleus. The transcript has a single exon. NCBI's taxonomy places the organism in Eukaryota, Fungi, Ascomycota, Eurotiomycetes, Eurotiales, Aspergillaceae.